Molecule: messenger RNA, 1896 nt
Organism: Elephantulus edwardii (Cape elephant shrew)
Lineage: Eukaryota; Metazoa; Chordata; Mammalia; Macroscelidea; Macroscelididae
Gene: LNX1
Product: ligand of numb-protein X 1, E3 ubiquitin protein ligase
Exons: 11
Coding region: 1-1896 (631 amino acids)
Biological process (GO): ubiquitin-dependent protein catabolic process
Cellular component (GO): cytoplasm
Molecular function (GO): ubiquitin-protein transferase activity; protein binding
Source: RefSeq, a predicted model, not a curated record
AUGAAGGCGCUUUUGUUACUGGUCUUACCUUGGCUCAGUCCUGCUAACUACAUUGACAAUGUGGGCAACCUGCACUUCCUAUACUCAGAACUCUGUAAAGGUGCCUCUCACUAUGGCCUGACCAAAGACAGGAAGAGACGCUCACAAGAUGGCGGGCCAGAUGGCUGCGCCAGCCUCACAGCUACAGAGCUCUCCCCAGAGGUGUCUGCAGCUGCUCCCGUCUCCUUAACGACAGAGCCGGGCCUAGACAACCCUGCCUACGUGUCCACCGCGGAGGAUGGUCAGUCAGCAAACAGCCCACUGGACCCAGGCCGGAGCAACCGAACGAGGCCACGUCCUUUUGAGCGAUCUACAAUCAGAAGCAGAUCUUUCAAGAAAAUAAAUCGAGCUUUGAGUGUCCUUCGGAGGACGAAGAGUGGAAGUGCAGUUGCCAAUCCGGCUGACCAGGGAAGGGAAAAUUCAGAAAAUCUCACUGCCCCUGAAGCCUUUCCAAGGUUGUAUCACCUGAUUCCAGAUGGUGAAAUUACCAGCAUCAAGAUCAAUCGAGUGGAUCCCAACGAGAACCUCUCCAUUAGGCUUGUGGGAGGCAGCGAGACCCCGCUGGUCCAUAUCAUCAUCCAGCACAUUUAUCGCGACGGAGUGAUCGCCAGAGAUGGCCGAUUACUGCCAGGAGAUAUCAUCCUGAAGGUCAACGGCAUGGACAUCAGCAACGUGCCCCACAGCUAUGCCCUACGCCUCCUGCGACAGCCCUGCCCGGUGCUGCGGCUCACGGUGCUGCGAGAGCAGAAAUUCCGAAGCAGGGGUGGCGGCCUGGGCCUGGACUCCUAUGGCGCCCGGGAAGACACUUUCCACGUGAUUCUCAACAAAAGCAGCCCCGAUGAGCAGCUCGGGAUAAAACUGGUGCGCAAGGUGGAUGAGCCUGGGGUGUUCAUUUUCAACGUGCUGGACGGUGGUGUGGCAGACCGACACGGUCAGUUGGAGGAGAAUGACCGAGUGUUGGCCAUCAACGGCCACGACCUCCGAUAUGGCAGUCCAGAAAGUGCGGCACUUCUCAUCCAGGCCAGUGAAAGGCGCGUCCACCUCAUCGUGUCCCGCCAGGUCCGACAACAGAGCCCAGACAUCUUUCAGGAAGCAUGCUGGAGCAUCAACGGCAGCCGCUCACCCGGGCCUGGGGACCGGAGUCACACUCCCAAGCCUGUUCACCCCACAGUCACUUGUCAUGAGAAAGUGGUGAAUGUCCGAAAAGACCCCAGCGAGUCCCUGGGCAUGACGGUGGCUGGAGGAGCAUCUAAUAGAGAGUGGGAUUUGCCCAUCUAUGUCAUCAGUGUUGAGCCUGGAGGAGUCAUAAGCAGAGACGGAAGGAUAAAAACAGGUGACAUUUUGCUGAAUGUGAAUGGCGUUGAACUAACGGAGGUCAGCCGGAGUGAAGCCGUUGCGUUAUUGAAAAGCACAUCCUCCUCGGUGGUCCUCAAAGCUUUGGAAGUCAGAGAACAGGAGCCUGAGGAGGACUACAGCAGUGCAGGAACCCUGGACGCCAACGACAACAGGGCUCCACCCGCAGACUGGUCUCCCUCCUGGGUCAUGUGGCUGGAAUUACCACGAUACUUGUAUAGCUGUAAAGAUGUUGUACUACGAAGAAACACAGCUGGAAGUCUGGGUUUCUGCAUUGUAGGAGGGUAUGAAGAAUACAAUGGGAACAAACCUUUUUUUAUUAAAUCCAUUGUUGAAGGAACACCAGCUUACAAUGAUGGAAGAAUUAGAUGUGGUGAUAUUCUUCUUGCUGUCAAUGGCAGAAGUACAUCAGGAAUGAUACAUGCUUGCUUAGCAAGGAUGCUCAAAGAACUUAAAGGAAGAAUUACUCUCACUAUCGUUUCCUGGCCUGGCACUUUUUUAUAG